UCAGGGCCCCACAACUAUCAACAUUUUGGAGUGCGCAUUGUGCACCAAUGCUUCAAGGAGAGCUCAACCUGUAUUUAUACCUCAACAUAUUAAUCUAGAUGAUUUUAAUGAUUUGUAUGCUGACGUUGAGGACAUUGGCAUUGGUGGAUCACGCCAGCAUGAAAGGGAUAGCAGCUUACAAGAUAUUGAGCUUGAACGCUUAAGAAAAGCUGGUAGUCAAAGCAAUUCAGCAAUUACAGGAGUAAACAGUACUGGCACAGAAGUUCCAGAUCUGUUAGAUUUUGAUGGCAAUUCAUCAAUAGAAAAUAUAAGUAGAGAUAUUUUGGAAUUUUCGGGACAACUUGGAAGUGUUGGGCAGCCAAGGUCAAGUUCCAUAGGACCGCAGAGACCAUCCAUUUCUAUGUCAGAAAGUUUUCAUCCUUUUGACGAUAAUAUUGAAAUUCCGGACUUUCAAAUAUUUGGAGAAUUGGAUGAAGAUAGUUCAAUGAGUGGUUCAUCUACUAAAGGAAAACAUCGGGAUUCGGAUUCAAGAUCCGCUGUAAAUAAUGAACAGGAGCAAUUAAAUUUUAUGGAAUUUAUAAAAGAUUUGAUGCAAAAAGCUGAAGUAUCAAGCGCUAUAUUUCAAGAUCUUAUGGUGGCUCAGCAUGUUAAACGAGCCGAAACAGCCAAAGCCUUUUAUAAUAUUUUGGGCCUCGCAACAAAGAAUUUAAUUAAAGUAAAACAAGUUCAACCAUAUGGUGAAAUUGUAAUUGAACUUAAAGAAUAA
Molecule: messenger RNA, 766 nt
Organism: Racocetra persica
Lineage: Eukaryota; Fungi; Glomeromycota; Glomeromycetes; Diversisporales; Gigasporaceae
Source: the annotation of a GenBank genome assembly